CUCAGCUUUGCGUGUGCCUGGGGAAAAUUGAUUGAGAUUUUCUAGAAAUUUUGAAUUAUCAAUCACAUAACAUUCGAAAAGUGCUUUAUGAAAAACAAUAGAAUUGCUUUCGUUAAUAAAGUGCAUUUGACAUAAUCAUAUCUUUAACAUAAACAGACUAUUAAACGUACAUAUUUUUUAAGAAUCUAAUUGUCAACAAAUCACUGCAUAUUUUCGAUUUAAAAAACCGCUAUAGUGUUAUUAAAAAGAUUUUAAAUACAGCUAUUAAGCCGUUAAAAAAGAUUAUUUAUAAAGCAGUGAAUAUUGUAUUUAAAGUUGGUGGAUUUUUGUAGAAAUAGAGCUAAUUAUUGAUAGUAGUUGCAUUUAGCGCUAUGUCCGCUUCUACUGCGACUGGUGAACGUAAUAAACACUCUAAACUUAGUCAAGAAAAGCUCGAUAUAAGCAAAGAAGAGUUCGAACGCAUUCGCGAGGCCUUAGGCAAAGAAGAAUUUCGCAAACUCUUCUUCGACUACGUUGAGGAAAUCCAAGAUCCAGAGAACCGCAAGAUCUAUGAAAAUGAAAUAGCUCAGCUGGAGAAGGAGCGCGGUGUUGAGGUGACAUUUAUACAUCCAAAGCCGGGCUUUGUGGUGAAAACUGCCAUAGAAGGAGAACUGAAAUGCUUUAUUAACAUUGCCAGCUGCGCGGAAGUAGCACGUCCGGAAAAUGUUGUCGCGCAAGAUCCAGAAACCGGAGCACGUGGUAUCACAUGGUCAAUACCAAUGGCUCAGACUCCAGGUCGGGAUGAUUUCGAUUCCAAAAACAAUCAUUGCAAGGUCUAUGAUGUGGUCUUCCACCCAGAUGCCUUGUAUCUGGCUCAGCGUAAUCCCGAAUUUCGCAAGUGCCUUAUCGACACUGCGCUGGACGCGAUCGAACGUGAGUAUAAAGUGAGUUUGGAUCGCGCCAAUCUCAAGUUCCCGAAGCUCGACUACAAGGGUGUCUCGCGUCCCACUGUGAUACGGAAAUUGUCGAAAAAUGCUACGGAAGAGGAGCGGGAACCGCACCCACUGGAGCACAUGUAUCCACAAAAACCAGAUGCGGCGAAUGAUGAGCCCAAAAUAUUACCACUAAAAACCAAGCCCACGCCCAAGCCUAAAUACACGAUACCCAAAUAUAUUAUAAAGCAGAGCCAUGACGUGGAUUUGUCCGAGUAUACGGAUGAGCUGGAUGCCAAACUAAAUUUGACAGUGCCGCGUUCUCUGGUCGUUGAAAUCGAGCUUCCGCUACUGCGUUCCACUGCCGAAUGCCAGCUGGAUGUGACUAACAACUCGAUCUAUUUGUUGAGCGAACGCCAGGGCGCCAAGUACAAAUUAAAAUUAGAUCUGCCCUAUACCGUGAACGAUAAAGCGGGGAACGCUCGUUUCGAUACCGACAAACGUCGCCUCUGUAUAACGCUGCCCGUGGCUCGUUCCAGUGCGAAAAAGGAACGUGAAAUGCACGACACUCUGCGCCAAUUAAAUCGUGAGGAUAGCGGUGUCGAGCUUCACUCAAACAGUGAGUCACCAGUCGAAGAGGAGGAUGACGAUGUUGACGGUGAUGCCGAAGCGGAGCAAAGUGAUUCUACAGAUGAGCCAACCAAGACGGUUACUUCCGAUCAAUCUGAUGCUACCACUGCCACGACCACGCAGUCGCCACGUUCUUUCCUCAAGAGCUCUGUACAUUACCAACUUCCCGCCAAGUUUGAUUGCAAUGUUUUGGACAAUGUGAUGGCCUUCGUGCUGCACGUGCCGAAUGUGCAACCCGAUUCCUUACUCACGCUGCAACAGCCGCAGAGUCUCCAUCUGCAGUUCGCCACAGUGGGCAGCGGCUUCUAUCCCACAUAUUAUGCAUUCUUUGUGAAACUGCCAAGCGAUGCACCUGCCAAUUUGCGUAUCGAGACUUCCGAACCGGAGGCAUGGGACAACAAUAUUGUGUUGAAAGUAACUUUAAGUACGAAAGGGGAUGGUCUGAAAACGUAUCUUGCCGGAUUGGAUGAGAACGAUCUGGUGGAAUACAGCGUCCAUGGUCAGUAUCCCACAAAAACGAGCAAUAUGAAGAAGAAAUGUGAGGAAGGGGAACAAAAGUUCAACAUUACCGUUGAUCGUAAUGACGAUGAGCCCUCGUUGGAAAUAACCAUUACGCCGAAACAUUCUGCUGCCGCUUGUGCAUCAAACACCACUGAGGAUGAGGAGCAUAAUGAUCAGCAGCAAAAGGAUCAGCAACUGCAAAAAAAGGUUAACAAGAAGCAGCGCAAGCGCAACAAGAAACAGCGUUCCCUCUCUGAGUCUGCAUGUGAGGAUAUCAAUAAGGUGUACGAUGCCCAACAGCAGGCAGCCAACAAGCAGCCUGCUGAACCGCACGAGCACUCAUCUCCGGAACGUAGCGAUGAUGCGACUGCAUCAAAGCCAGUGGCCUUGCUAAAAGUGCCUCCACGCAAGCAGCGCAGCUAUUCCGAGUGCAAUGAAAGCAGCGUUGGCAGCGGUGGUUCUGUGGCCUGCAGGGGCAUUUUAAAACGCUUUAGUCGCUACGGGCCAAGACCAUCCAUAUCAGACAGCUGCUCGUCCAUUGAUGAAUGCUCCUCGUCGUUUUCCUGUUCGGUUGAUGCCGCAGGUGGCCUUGGCAGUUACUCGCAAUCGUUUGGUGGGAUACCCGAGGAGCGAGACGAUCCCGGAUUAUCGGAGAGCUGCAAAAAGACUGUUAGAUUUAAUGACCAAAUCAUGAAGCAAGUAUUUAGACUCGACUCGAGCAUCUUGGGUCGCAAAAAGAAGAACCAGAAGAGGCGUGAUUGCAAAAUGCGAGCCCAGCAGCGUCGCGUCAGCGAAGGCGAUUCCGUCGACUAUGAAGAUAACAACACAACUCUCAAGGCUGCAGCUAAAGAGCAGUAUUUCAAGCAGAGCAAAGAAGAGCAGGACCUUCAUGAUAGUGGUCUUGAUUUAGUUGGCGCUCAAAACAAUAAUAACAGCGAUAACAACGACAAUGAAGCUAAACGAAACAAAAAACCUCGCGCAGAGCAUGAACAAUAUGCUGAUGCAAAGAAUUCCAUGAUUUUUGAAAUGGAUGAUGAUAUGUAAAUGAAAUACAAAUUUUUAGAGGCAUAUUUUGAAUUUUUUUAAACUACUUAUAUAUUGUACCAUACAUGUAUGUGUUUUUUUUUAGUAAUAUUGUACUUGUAAGCAAUGCGCAAUUCACUGCUCAAUUCACAAUACGAAUGCAAUUUAAAAUUGUUUAUACUAUAAUCAAUCAAAAAUCCUAUAAGCACAUACAUGCAUAAAUCAGCUGUUAUUGUUAUUCAAAUUGGUUCUCUAUUGAAAAGUUAAAAUUUUAAUUAACUGCAUAUUUGGAUGGUAUUCAAUAUUUAUGCUUAUUCAAACACAUUAUCAUAUGCAAAAUCUCAAAAUAUUGUUAUUAACUUAGUUGUGUAGAAUUUCACAAGUUCAUAAAUGCAUUCUUUCAUAAUCAAUAAAUGAAACGUUUUAAAACAAUCUACUCUCAUCAAUUCGCCACUCACAAACAAGGCUACAAAAUAUAUCCAUAGCUAACAAUAGUAGUAGAAUUAUUACACAUAACAUAAAUGCAUAAACAACUAUUUACAUAAUCAAUAAACUGAACAAUGCUUAAAAAA
Scaptodrosophila lebanonensis is the source of this 3637-nucleotide messenger RNA. RefSeq names its product protein kintoun (gene Nop17l). Gene Ontology annotation, biological process: axonemal dynein complex assembly. Lineage: Eukaryota; Metazoa; Arthropoda; Insecta; Diptera; Drosophilidae. The record is from RefSeq and is a predicted model, not a curated record. Bases 372 to 3086 code for a protein of 904 amino acids. Gene Ontology annotation, cellular component: cytoplasm. The transcript is spliced from 5 exons.